Phalaenopsis equestris is the source of this 744-nucleotide messenger RNA. Its product is annotated as DCC family protein At1g52590, chloroplastic-like. Gene Ontology annotation, molecular function: protein-disulfide reductase activity. The transcript has 4 exons. NCBI's taxonomy places the organism in Eukaryota, Viridiplantae, Streptophyta, Magnoliopsida, Asparagales, Orchidaceae. The record is from RefSeq and is a predicted model, not a curated record. Bases 92 to 685 code for a protein of 197 amino acids.
AGCACUUAGGCCACUUAGUAUUUUUUCGGACAAAUGGGAGUAAACUAGAGUCUUCCUCUUAUUUCGUCCUCCUCGUCUUCACUAGCCCUUCAUGGCUCUCCUCCUUCGGUCUUCGUGCCCGCCGAUCUGUUCUGCAGUCCCUGCAGUGCUCUUUAACCGCAGGCGUCUUGCUUACGCCGCUCCACAGUCGUCGCUCUCCGCCGGCGAUAUGGCGAGGAGCAGCGGCGCUGAGUUCUUCCAAGACGACACCAGACCCAUCAUGCUCUUCGAUGGCGUGUGCAACCUUUGCAACGGGGGCGUCCGGUUCGUGAGAGAGAACGACCGCAAUAGAAGAAUAAGAUUCCAACCGCUUCAGAGCGAAGGUGGAAGAAGGCUUCUACAAAGAUCAGGGAGAUCUCCUGAUGAUAUUUCGAGUGUGGUUUUAGUGGAGCAGUACAGGUCCUCAACCCACCUUAUUGGCUCAACACCCGUCAAACCGGCGACCCUUGUACCUAAAUAUUUGGAUACCCCCUCUUUAAGUCAACAGUCGCCAGCGGCGGGAUUCGAACCUCAGACCAAAGGGCAUUUACACUGUGGAAAGCGGAUGUUCUACCAACUGAUCUGGGAACACGACGCCAUUUUACUUGCAUAUUCUUUUGUUUCUUACAUUUUACUUGCAGAUCAUACAUCAAGUCUGAAGCAGUGAUAAAGAUAAUGGAGUAUCUUGAUCUCCCUUUUCCUCAACUUGCUUCAUUGCUCAAGAUG